Messenger RNA from Sesamum indicum (sesame), 3372 nucleotides. RefSeq names its product putative late blight resistance protein homolog R1A-3. NCBI's taxonomy places the organism in Eukaryota, Viridiplantae, Streptophyta, Magnoliopsida, Lamiales, Pedaliaceae. Gene Ontology annotation, molecular function: ADP binding. Gene Ontology annotation, biological process: defense response to other organism. The record is from RefSeq and is a predicted model, not a curated record.
UAUAUAUCAUGUAAGUUAACAAGCACUAAGUGGACAGCACAUGAUGAGGAUCAGACGUGGUCAUGCUUUAAUAUAAUUUCUCCCCGUUUGGUGGGGUGUGUGAGCAAUCAAAGAUGGCUUUUGCUGCUUUGAUUUCUCUUAGGUACACAAUGAAGAAGUUUGUCCAAUCAGAUUUUGAACAAGCUUACGAGGAGGGGUUGAUGUCCAUACUUGAACUGCUUAAUACUGCUGGACAAGCAUACAGAAGCUAUGACAGCCAGAUCUUGAAAGAUGUGGGACGGCAGAUGAGAGAGGUGAUAUGCAGAUUAGAAGCUUUGUUUGAAGAAUCUGUAAUCGACUUCUGGGAAGACAAGGAUGAGAAGGAAGAGAUCAAUUCCUAUGCCCAAAAUCUCAAGGAAAUCAAAGAGGAACUCAGCACCCACCCUUUCUGGCCUCAACAACUCCAAGAUCUGCCUAUCGCACAAACUAUUGCGAGAGGCAUAAGAAGAGGACUUUGUAGCAUGGAUUGUUUCGGAGUUAUUCACCGCAAUGUAGUUAUGCGAUGGAGAAAGGGACAAUCUCGCACAACGACUACAAACUUGUUGAUACCUGGAUUCAUACAAGUUGCUUACAAGGAGGUUAAGUCCUUACACGAACUUUUUAGUUUGGAAGAAGGAGACAACAUAAGGGUGCCAGCUGCUCUGGAAAGGGAAAUCAGAGAGGCAGCCUGGAGACUGGAAGAUGUCCUCGAAUCACUCCAAGUUUCAAAUCAAUAUUUUCUCCCACAAUCUCAACACCUCCAUGGAGCUGAGAGGAGCUACUUGGAGGAAGAGAUUAAUUUAUUCACUCAAAAGAUCGAGGAGCAAUUAAACAACACAUCCGCACAGCCUGAAGAAGAUGAAAGUGCAGUUGUCUCGUCAGGAAUUGUUCAGUUUUCUGAAAAGAAGGCAAAGAUGGUUGGAUUAGAUGAUGAAUUAAGAAACGUGAAGAAAGCGAUCAUCCACCACAAGGGACCAUCCGAAGAUUCCAAGCGGAAAAUAGUCUCCAUCGUUGGGAUGGCAGGCAUAGGUAAGACUGCUCUCGCUAGAAAAGUUUACGAUGAUAUAUUCAUUUCAACUGCUUUCGACUUUAAAUAUUGGCUCACAGUAGGCCCAGAAUUUUCAACGAAAGAAAUCACGCAAGGUGUUCUCAAUGCUAUGGGUCUUAUGUUUGAUAAGAUACGUACAGGAGGAGACAAGGAAUUAGCCAAGUUUGCAUACACAAGUUUGGAACGUAAGAGAUACCUAAUUGUUGUGGAUGACAUAUGGAAUACACAGGUCUGGGAUGAGUUGGAAAUGUACUUUCCAAACAACAACAAUGGAAGUUCAGUCUUGAUGACAACUAGGCUACAUGAAGUUGCUAAAUAUGCUAGCAGUGAUGCAAUUAUUGAAAAAAACUUCCUAACUGAAGAAGAAAGUUGGCUUCUUCUUCGUAGAAAAGUGUUUGGCGAGGAGCACUUAUGCCCUCAUCAACUUGAGGAUGCAGGAAAGAAGAUUGCUAAGAAGUGCGAAGGACUUCCUCUCGCUAUCAAUGCUCUAGCCAAGCAUCUGUCAAAAGCAGAGAGGAAGCCCGAGUACUGGGAUAGAGUAGCAGAGAAAGAAAGUUCAGCUAUCAUUGGUGCAGAUGAGGAUGCGACGAAGGCACUAUACUUGAGCUACAAGCACUUACCUCAUCAUUUAAAAGCGUGCUUUCUCUAUAUGGGAGUUUUUCCACUUGAUUUUGAGAUCCAUACCUCCAAGAUCAUCAAUUUAUGGUGUGCAGAAGGAUUUCUUGAACGAAAUUCUCAUAAAAGCUUAGAAAACAUUGCCAGGGAAUGUUUGAGGAGCCUUAUAUUUAAAAGUGUUGUUCUUUUGCGUGAGCCCAGCUCCAGUGGCACAAUUAAGACUUGCAAGGUCCAUUCUGUCUUUUGGCAUCUAUGUACGCGAGAAGCUGAGAAGGACAAGUUUUUCCAUAUCAUGAAUAGUAAUGCCAAUAAAAUUAUUGGAAGCCAGCGCCGGCUUUGCAUCCAUAACAACACCUUGUUUGGCAUCAAAGAUGUACGCAACUCAAUGGCGUCCGUUUCAAAUGCACGUUCCCUUCUCUGUACUGGUCCGCACCAUGAGUAUCCAGUGCCAAAAUGUAUGGGCUUUAGUUUGUUGAGGGUACUGGAUGCACUUACAGUCCGUUUCUAUGAGUUUCCGAUUGAAGUAGUAAAACUAAUUAAAUUAAGGUACCUUGCCUUCACUUAUAAUGGAAAGCUUCCUGCCUCUAUAUCCAAUCUCCGGUAUCUUCAAUACUUGAUUGUUCGACAAUGUCUACGCAUCUUAUCAUCUGAGGCUCGUCAGUCAUAUCUACCCAUGGAAAUUUGGGAUAUGAAGGAAUUGAGGCAUCUCCAAGUCAUGGGAAGGGACCUACCAGAUCCCACUUCCAACGAUGCUUUCUUGCUGAAUCUCUCAACACUUUUAGGUGUUAGUGCUCACAGUUGUACCUAUAAGGUUUUUGAAAGAAUACCGAAUCUAAUCAAAUUAGGAGUUCAAAUGGAAUUAGCACCAGACGUUGAUGAACCCUUGUGUUGCUUUGAGCUUCUUGCCUCCCUCCAUAAACUUGAAUCACUCAAGUGGUCGGUAGUGAAUCCUAAUUUGCAGCUUCUUGUCCCAGCAGCCUCUGUUCCUAUAUUUCCACCUGGCCUUAAGAAGUUAACUUUGAGUGGACUUGGAUUUCCAUGGGAAUACAUGAGUACUAUUGCUAGAUUGGAGAAUCUUGAAGUGCUCAAACUGCAAUGCUAUGCCUUUCAAGGCCAAGUGUGGAACACAAAGCUGUCUAUCUUCUCUAAGCUUAGGUUCCUACUAAUUGAAGACACUGAUCUGGAGGAUUGGUAUGUCAAGAGUUGGUUUCCAUCCCUUGAGCGGCUAAUCCUUCGUCACUGCUACAAAUUGAAAGAGAUCUCUAAGGAAAUUGGAGAUAUUGUAUGUCUUGAAAUGAUUGAGCUGGAUGACUGCAACCCUUCUCUGGUGGCUUCUACAAAGCAUUGGGCAGAUAAAAUUCCCGCCCGGAGAAAGCUUCAGGUUUGUGUUAAGUCUUCGGAGAAUGAUAAGAAGCGCAAGUCAUGAGUCGCACCUUGGCUCCAAAGGCAAUUCGUGGAAUUAAGUUUCAGUUAGGCAUCGAAAAAAUUAUAUUUGCGAUAUUAUUUCUCUGUAUGUGUAUAAUUUUUUUGUUAUGAUGUUUUAUGCUCGAAGUGGGAAAUACACCGAAUACGGAAAAUUAUAUUUUAUAUCCCAUAUGUUAGGAUUUUUUUUUGUUUAAUUUAUUAUGAUUUUCUUAUAUUGUGUUUUAUAACUUGAAGUUUUUUUAAUUUUAAUAUUUACGUGUAUUUUU